Molecule: messenger RNA, 589 nt
Organism: Caenorhabditis angaria
Lineage: Eukaryota; Metazoa; Nematoda; Chromadorea; Rhabditida; Rhabditidae
Source: the annotation of a GenBank genome assembly
AUGUUUCUGAUCACCGGAAAAAGUCUUAAAAUAUAUUUAUCGAUUUUUUAUGGGGCUUUAAUAAUUUAUUUGCUUAAAGGGAAACGUGAGUGAAGAUUAUUUAGAAAAAAAUAAGAGAAAAAUUAUUUUUGUAGUUUUGUGUGCCGCUUACAGUAUGAUAGACCCAAAAUGUGAAAUCGAUGAAUAUCUACCAUUCAUGAUCCAAAUAAUUUUGCAAUUUUUCAUAUCUAAUGCGUCUUUGGUGAUCUACUUACACAUUUAUAAACUUAUCAUAACUUUGACUGAUAGGAAAGAUGAAAUAUUCUAUAUUUAUCAAUUUAUGCCACUCGCAAUACAUCAAAUGAUUCUUUCGAGUUUUCAAAUGGUUACCAUGUUUUUAAGUUUUUACGAUAUCGAAAGUUCUAUUAAUUUGGAAAGAUUUAUCAUAAUUUUCUAUGAUAUUUCCAAUCAUUUGCUUCCAAUUGUUAUUUCCAUGUCUUACAUAGCUUCACGUGAAAAUUUACGAUACUUGAUUGUUGGAGUCGUAGUUCCAAUUUUUGACAGAUCUUCAAAAAGUCAAGUGGGAGUUGAAUUUCAACAAAAUUUAUAA